AUGGUGCCCCCGCUUCCGAGGACGGUCAUCGUCGACUACUAUGAUUCUUUUCCUUCACCUGUGGCCAUAGCUGAGAUCAGGGCGACUUUCCAGCGCGAGGUGAUCCCCAACACCGACUGUGUCAUCCUUUCUCCCGGCCCAGGACGGCCAGACCACCCAGCGGCGCACCCCGUGCCCAUCCUCGGCGUGUGUCUCGGCCACCAGGCUAUCGGCGUUGCGUUCGGUGGCAAAACGCCGAAGAUCACGCAUGGCCACGUCGUUCGCGUCGUGCCCGUCACCCCUCCUAAGGGGUUGUUCGCGUCGCCGGUCAUGGGCUCCAAACCCUUCGAGGCUGUUGUGUACAACUCGCUGUGCAUCGACCCGUCCACCGUUCCCGAUGAGCUGGAGGUCACUGCGUGGUCUGACCCUCAGAACGGCAGCGAGCCGACAAUCCAGGGGCUGAUGCACAAGGAGCUUCCUAUCUGGGGCGUCCAGUAUCACCCAGAGUCUAUCUCGUCGACCCACGGCACGGAGCUGCUGCACGCCUUCCUGGACAAGGUGCACGAGUACCAUGGUCAGCCGCCCGUAUUCCCCCGUCUUGAGCGUCAACUAGUGGCCGCGUGCACCUACCGUGUGGCUUCGAGUGCGGCGCCGACCCGCGCAGCCUCCCCGGCCCCCUCUCCUACCUCCCCUACGAAGGCUGAGGCGCCGCAGUACGCCCUCGAGGAAGAGAGCUUUGGAUCUCUGGGUCAGGAUAGGGAUACGGCUGAGGUGUAUGAGCGCAUGGUACGGAGCGACAAGAACCGCAUCGGCGAGAUCUGGCUGGACGGCAAGAGUUUUGUGCUGACGUACUCGCUCGCUACCCGGACAGUGCGUGUGUACGGCUCUGUCGAGGGCGAGAUGCGCAUUCCGCCAGGCGAGACCUUCUUCUCUCUACUUGAUGGAGCGCAGACUGCCCUGGCGCCUGUCUCUGGCGGAGCCGGCGGCUUCCGCGGCGGCUGGACCGGCUGGUUCACUUACGAGAUGAAGGCGGAGAGUCUGGCUGGUUACAACCUCCCGAUCGGAAAGCGAGGACCAGAGCGCCUCGACGCAGUAUGGGCUUGGGUCGACCUGUUAACCGAGCGCGCAGAGGACGGGCAGUGGACGGCACGCGGUGUUGUCGCCGAGGGCGGACGUCCGAGCUCGCUCCUUCUCGACUGGCUGACGGGACUCGGUGUGACGUUCGGUGUGAAGCAAGCGGACUUUGACACCUACGCCGGUCAGCUGCGCGAUGUACUCUCCUCCCCGCCGCGACCGACUUCUGAGCCGGCAGCAGGCUUCCCGCGCUUCAGGCCCCGCGUUAGUGGCGAGGAGCACAUGACGCGGAUCGACAAAUGCCGUGAUGCUAUCUCGGAGGGUGAGAGCUAUGAGCUCAACCAGACAACAUCCUUCCUCGCAUCGCUCAAGGAUGACCCGUACCCGACAUACUUGCGGUUGCGGACGUUCAACCCCGCGUACUACUCUGCGUUCAUUCACUUCCCGACCCUGCCAACGCCGAAGGGCAAGGGCCUCGCUGUCAUUUCAUCCUCCCCCGAGCGCUUCCUUCAGAUCACUGGCGGCGAGAUCGAAAUGCGGCCGAUCAAGGGUACAGCGCCGCGUGUCCGACCGGGACAGUGUGUGUGCGCCGACGGACGGGGUUGCGACGGCAAGGAGCCGGGAAGUGCGGCGUGUACCACCGAAGGUCGGAGAGUGGACGAGCAGCGCGGAAAGGAGUUGUCUGAGGACCUGAAGGAACGCGCGGAGAACCUGAUGCUGAUCGCGCUCGAGUCGUACGGCGUGCACAACCUCGUGACAACAGUACGCGGCCGCCUGGCGCCGCACAUCGGCCCCGUCGAGGCGACGAAGCGCUGCUUCCCGCCCGGUUCGAUGACGGGUGCGCCGAAGCUGCGCACCGUGCAGCUGCUCGACGGGUUUGAGGCCGGCUACCCGCGUGGCAUCUACAGCGGCGCGCUGGGCUACUUCUCGCUCUGUGGUAGCAGCGACCUCAGCGUCGUUAUCCGCACCAUGGUGCUGGAGGGAGAGGACCUCUCCAUCGGUGCCGGUGGCGCGAUCACCUGGCUCUCAGACCGAGCUGAGGAGUGGAAGGAGGUGCUCACAAAGGUGCAGUCGGUCGUCGGACCUCUGGACCUGUAG
Trichosporon asahii var. asahii CBS 2479 is the source of this 2151-nucleotide messenger RNA. Its product is annotated as 4-amino-4-deoxychorismate synthase. The record is from RefSeq and is a predicted model, not a curated record. The coding region runs from base 1 to 2151 and encodes 716 amino acids. Gene Ontology annotation, biological process: L-tryptophan biosynthetic process. NCBI's taxonomy places the organism in Eukaryota, Fungi, Basidiomycota, Tremellomycetes, Trichosporonales, Trichosporonaceae. The transcript has 8 exons.